Molecule: messenger RNA, 2809 nt
Organism: Marmota monax (woodchuck)
Lineage: Eukaryota; Metazoa; Chordata; Mammalia; Rodentia; Sciuridae
Gene: Ccni
Product: cyclin I
Exons: 7
Coding region: 589-1719 (376 amino acids)
Biological process (GO): regulation of cyclin-dependent protein serine/threonine kinase activity; mitotic cell cycle phase transition
Cellular component (GO): nucleus; cyclin-dependent protein kinase holoenzyme complex; cytoplasm
Molecular function (GO): cyclin-dependent protein serine/threonine kinase regulator activity
Source: RefSeq, a predicted model, not a curated record
UCCCCUCCCUCCCCAGCCUUCCCCGCGAGCGGACGCGGCAGCGCCUCUGUCUCGCUUUUUCUUAUUUUUCCCCCUUUCCCCUUUCUUUUCUUUUCUUUUUCCCCUUCCCCCCCCUUUCACCAUUUCCCCUCGGAGGCGCUUCCCCCGGGCAGGGGCAGAGCCGGUCUCACCCCCCGCCUCUCCCCGGCCCCCGCCGCCCUAUGGCGAGAGGGAGCCCCCUCCUCACCCAGGCACCAGCGGCGGCGGUUGGAGGAGCGGGACCGGCGGUGGCGGCCUCAGGUCCGGGGUGGUCAUGGAACUAAUUCGCUGACCGACCUUCUGGCCGCAGCCGUGCGUCCCGCUCGAGCGCCAGCUACCGCGCCCCCCCAACCCCGCCGGGUUCCUUCUCUUCUCCCUCCUCUAUCGGCCCGGUCCUAGUCCUGCGCGCCCCCGCCGCUGCGCGAGAGGAAAAUGAGGUGGUAACGGGCCUGCGGAUGACCCCGCGUCACCACUUUGAGGCCUACAGCUCUGCCGGGGAGGAGGAGGAGGAGGAAGAGGAGGAGAAGGUAGCUACAUCAAGCUGGGUGGCAGGCAGAUCCAAAGGAUAUCAUGAAGUUUCCAGGAUCUUUGGAAAACCAGAGAUUGUCUUUCCUAUUGGAAAAGGCAAUCUCUAGGGAAGCCCAGAUGUGGAAGGUGAAUGUGCCGAAAAUAUCUACAAAUCAGAAUGUUUCCCCAUCCCAGAGAGAUGAAGUAAUUCAGUGGCUGGCCAAACUCAAGUACCAAUUCAACCUUUACCCAGAAACAUUUGCUCUUGCUAGCAGUCUUUUGGACAGAUUUUUAGCUACUGUAAAGGCCCACCCAAAAUACUUGAGUUGUAUUGCAAUCAGCUGUUUUUUCCUAGCUGCCAAGACUGUUGAAGAGGAUGAGAAAAUUCCAGUACUAAAGGUAUUGGCAAGAGACAGUUUCUGUGGGUGUUCCUCAUCUGAAAUUUUGAGAAUGGAGAGAAUUAUUCUGGAUAAAUUGAAUUGGGAUCUUCACACAGCCACACCAUUGGAUUUUCUUCACAUUUUCCAUGCCAUUGCCUUGUCAACUAGGCCUCAGAUACUUUUCAGUUUGCCCAAAUUGAGCCCAUCUCAACAUUUGGCGGUCCUUACCAAACAACUACUUCACUGUAUGGCCUGUAACCAACUUCUGCAAUUCAAAGGAUCCAUGCUUGCUCUGGCCAUGGUUAGUUUGGAAAUGGAGAAACUGAUUCCUGAUUGGCUUCCUCUUACAAUUGAACUGCUUCAGAAAGCACAGAUGGAUAGCUCCCACUUGAUCCACUGUCGGGAGCUUGUGGCACAUCACCUCUCUACUCUGCAGUCUUCCCUGCCUCUAAAUUCCGUUUAUGUCUACCGUCCCCUCAAGCACACCCUGGUGACCUGUGACAAAGGAGCAUUCAGAUUACAUCCCUCCUCUGUCUCAGACCCAGAUUUCUCCAAGGACAACAGCAAGCCAGAAGUGCCAGUCAGAGGUACAGCAGCCUUCUACCAUCUUCCAGCUGUCAGUGGGUGCAAGCAUACCUCUGCUAAGCGCAAAGUAGAGGAAAUGGAAGUGGAUGAUUUCUAUGAUGGAAUCAAACGGCUCUAUAAUGAAGAUAGUGCUUCUGAAAAUGUGGGUUCUGUGUGUGGCACUGAUUUAUCAAGGCAAGAGGGACAUGCUUCCCCUUGUCCACCUUUGCAACCUGUUUCUGUCAUGUAGUUAGCUUUCAGUGCAAACUAAGGUUGACUGUUCUGGGAAUCAGAAUAUGCAAAACCAGGAAAGUCUGUAGAGGGCUGUGUAUCUUAUCCAGCUGGUUUGAAGUGAGCCAGGAAAAAGUUUCUUUUUUUUCUUUAAUUUCAUUUACUUGUGCAGCUAAUUAAAUUUUUUAAAGGCCUAUAAACACAAAAGAUCCAAAAUAUUUUUUAAAAGUUAAAAAAAAAAAAAAAACUUCUUUGUAGUAUACCAGUUUCACUUUUCUCUGCUAAAAUGUAGUUUGCCCCAUGUCAAAAAUUACACCCUUAAUGUUCCGAAAAAGUUCUAAAACUCUAGCAACUGUGUUCCUGUCAUCCUGAUUUAAAUUGUAUUGCUUUUGCUUGCUUCUCCACUGAAUAUUUAACAAAUUUUAUGUUCAUCUCUAUCUUCUGACUUCACUGAAUAGGUAACCCUGAAUUUUUUUUUUUAACCAGUUUAAUUUAGUAUGGCAGCCAUGUACAAUUCAUGAUUCAACUCCAGUUAAUCUGAAAAGGGUACUUUGGAAUUAUCCCAUAUGAAUCAGGUGGUAGUAGGAAAAAGUUCUCAUGUUACCACAUGAUUUUUUGAUCUUAUUUCAAUUUUUAGAGUUUAAAAACAAAGUAACUUCAUUUUUGUUUAAAGUGAAGCUUGAAAUGGCAUGUAAUUAAGACAGAUUUGUUGAAAGCAUUUUUGACAGUUGUAUAAAAGAAUUUGUGAUAAAGUUAAUAUAUCCCGGUGCUUACCAAAGAAACAUGUAUGUAACCUAUAAUUAGAUUUUUUUGGUAACUGAUUUGUUUUCACUCACUGAUAAUCAGUAGGAGAGACUGUCUAGAUAUUGGGGCAGCUCUAAUGAUUUGAGUCUUGUAAUAUGUAAUAACUGAAUUUAGUACCCUACUUUUAUGUUAAGCUAUUAGGACUUUCUUGAUAAAAGUUAUUCUCCUCUCCCCCACCCCAAUAUACCUAUGUUUUUCUUAACUUCUGGAUCCUGAGCUCCCUUCACAGUCUGAAGAAAGUAUUACAGCCAGAACCAUGUACUGAUGAUAAAAAGCCUCUGGAAGCAAUAAAAAGUUGUCCUUAA